Messenger RNA from Cladophialophora immunda, 1992 nucleotides. RefSeq lists its product as uncharacterized. The record is from RefSeq and is a predicted model, not a curated record. Lineage: Eukaryota; Fungi; Ascomycota; Eurotiomycetes; Chaetothyriales; Herpotrichiellaceae. The transcript has a single exon. Bases 114 to 770 code for a protein of 218 amino acids. Gene Ontology annotation, biological process: maturation of SSU-rRNA from tricistronic rRNA transcript (SSU-rRNA, 5.8S rRNA, LSU-rRNA). Gene Ontology annotation, cellular component: nucleus.
GCAUUCAGAUCAGAUUUCUUUCGGGUUGAAGGAUUGGCAUUUCUUCAGGUACAUUGCAAGUAUUCAGAACACUACCACAUCCCAAGCUCCCCUUGCUGAUCCCCCAAAGAGCCAUGGCUCAACCCAGUCAGCCAGACUCGCUGCCGCCCCCGCCGACCCUCUCCUCCUCACUAUCCUCCCAAAUCGACCUUCUCGUGGCCCUCCACCUUUGGUCCUGGCCUGCCUUGACUCUUGCGAUCCAAAACUCUUGGGGCGGCUCUCCAGAGGUCUCGAAAGACAAGCGGGAUUGGUUUGCCGGCGCCGUGUCCGAAUUGCUCACAUCGACCCCUCCGCAAUUGGCAGAUGUCGCCGACCUUGAAGAAGUCUUGAUCCAAGUCAUGCUUGAUGAAUUUGAGGUCGUGGUCGACGAUGGUAGCGCCGAAGAGACUGCGAAGAAUAUCUGGAGUGGAGCGACAAAAUUGAGCGCCGGGGAUACGUCUGAGUUGAACGAGCUCUAUACGAAGUGGCAAGAGAAGCAAAACAACGGUGGCGACAAGGUCGUUGGUAUCAUCAGAGGGGAGGACAAAGAGGGUGAAGAGACGGACUGGGACGAUGACGACGACGACGGCAGUGAAGAAGAGGAAGAGUGGAACGGGUUUCCUGAUCGAUCCGACGUCCAGAUGGACGAUGCUCCUACAAUUAUUGACAUUGACUGGAAACCAAAGCAGAAGCCCGAGCCAGAGGUGGACGAGGAUGGGUUCACAAAGGUUGUCAGCAAGAAGAAAAAAUGACUCCAGAUUGAUUUUGUCACAUCCUUCUGAUCACCUGGCACACACCUUCGAGGAUCGAAGUUUGCCAGAGCACACCGUCAAAACAGUGCAUGUUCGACAGCGGCAUCACAAUUACUACCACGACUUCAGUGACCCUCCGCGUCGACUAGCCCCAGCUUCUCGUUCUCCUUUUUACUCCUCUGGCUCCACUCGGGCGGCUCAUCGAUGCCUUCUUCCUCUUCGCGAUCUCCCUGUGCCUUGUCCUUAUGCACAGUGGUCGGCUUGUGCUCCGCUGGGGAGUACACGGUAUACAAAAUCAGCGGAGUUGGUCCAGUGUUGAUGAACUGGUGCUGUGUGCCUGCAGGCACGAUGAUGAGAUCCCCAGCCUUUACAUCUUGGUCUACGCCAUUGAUAGUGGCUUUGCCUUUUCCGGAUGUGAAGGUAAGGAUCUGGUCGACAGUGUGUUUCUGCAAGAGUAAGAAGACAACAUUAGCGAUCACACACAUCCAAGUUGUCCACAGAGAAUCUGCGGAAAAUAGCGGCUAGACCAUACUUCGUCUCCGAUCUCACCAUCCACCGGCACGGUCAUCAGGACCAACUGGCUGUACAAUCCCGUCCACAAGACCCGACGGAACUCGGCCGACUCGCCGGGUAGCGAGGUCGUCAUAUCCGGGAAAUAGGCCAUUUCAUGCUUCGGCGGGUCCAUUGAGGGCGUGGUGAACUUCAUCUUGGUGGCUGUGUGCUGUCGAAUCGCUGGGGCUGAGCUUCUCUGUCUCGCUUUUGCGGCGUUGAACGGAGUGAAGAGAGAACCAGCACCUCUAUGGUAUCCUUUUGAUCUGAGACGGCCGGAUUCAAAGCGUAGACAGCAAGAUCUCCCAAGUCUGAAGGACAGUUGUGGUGGAAGAGACAUGGAACAAAAAGAUGAGAGUUAUUCGGAACAGAGAAAAGACCAACACGAAAGAAUCCGAGAGCAGAUGAUGUGAUUGAUGAUUGUAUUUUAAAUUCCUCCUCGGAGAAGUAACACCUGAAGCCCUGAUUUGCUGAAGGUAUGGAAAUUCACGGGGUCCUUUUACGUCGACCCUACUUACAGGUAGCGUUUAAUUGACCUGGAGAGUUGGUCCGGAAGGUCUCAUUUGCCCAAAUCGGUGGAGUGCAGAGCAGUUGCAGGCCGGGUUGCCGAAAAGGGAAGAAACAGAGUGUUGAUGUCAUGAAAGACAGAGAAGGUCAUGAUCCCAUCUCCUAG